AUGGAAGGAGUCUUAAAGGUGGCAGACUUCGGAUUGGCGCGAGAGUAUGGAUUGCCUCCCCGGCAAUACACGCCGGGUAUCGUUACCUUGUGGUACCGUGCGCCCGAAUUGCUGCUGAUUUCAGACGAAUAUUGUACUCCAAUCGAUAUGUGGAGUAUUGGCUGCAUAUUCGCAGAAUUGGUUACUUUGCGACCACUGUUUCCCGGACGAUCUGACGUCGAUCAGAUUAACAAAAUCUUCGAGGGUUUGGGAACACCAACAGACACGACUUGGCCCGGUUACAGUGAGUUACCUGUAGGUAAUGUUAUGUUUCAAAAGCAUCCAACAGGCAGAUUGCGAGAAAUGAUACGUAACAAUCUACUUUCUGACGAUGGGCUAUCUCUACUGGAAGAGUUUUUGUUGUAUGAUCCAGUGAAUAGAAUGACAGCAGCCGCCGCUUUGGAUCAUGCAUACUUCAAAGAACAGCCAGUGGCGAUCGAACCGGACAUGAUGCCGACGUGGCCCGCCAAGUCGGAGGACACCCCGCAGCUGCAGCUCAGUCCCUGA
Spodoptera frugiperda (fall armyworm) is the source of this 546-nucleotide messenger RNA. Its product is annotated as cyclin-dependent kinase 11B-like. Gene Ontology annotation, molecular function: cyclin-dependent protein serine/threonine kinase activity; ATP binding. Gene Ontology annotation, cellular component: nucleus. The transcript has a single exon. Gene Ontology annotation, biological process: protein phosphorylation; regulation of mitotic cell cycle. The record is from RefSeq and is a predicted model, not a curated record. NCBI's taxonomy places the organism in Eukaryota, Metazoa, Arthropoda, Insecta, Lepidoptera, Noctuidae. Bases 1 to 546 code for a protein of 181 amino acids.